AUGAGCUACUACGGCAGUUUCUACGGAGGCCGGGGUUACGGCUAUGGAGGCUUUGGUGGCCUGGGCUAUGGCGCUGGCUAUGGGGGUUACGGAUACGGCUCUGGCUAUGGGGGUUACGGAUGUGGCUGCUGCCGCCCAUCCUGCUGUAGAGGAUACUGGUUUUCUGGCUUCUACUGA
Molecule: messenger RNA, 177 nt
Organism: Condylura cristata (star-nosed mole)
Lineage: Eukaryota; Metazoa; Chordata; Mammalia; Eulipotyphla; Talpidae
Product: keratin-associated protein 19-6-like
Exons: 2
Coding region: 1-177 (58 amino acids)
Source: RefSeq, a predicted model, not a curated record